GCCCCCAAACGGUCACCCGUUUUACGCUUCGCUGCCGCUGCGGCUGCGCCACACCGAACCCCUCCCCUCGCCGUCGCGGCUCGGCUCCGCCCCGAUCGAUCGAUCCGGCCGGCGGAGGGCGCCAUGGCCUCCCCCAACCCCGAGGCGGCCGCGGGGCUGCAGACCGUGGCUGUGGCGGCGGGGGGAGGGGAGGGCGGCUCGUCCUCAUCGCUCGGCGCCGUUGCGGGGGCGGCGGCUGUGUCGUCGUCCGGGGAGCUAGUGCCCAGGAGGUCCUUGGCGGUGCGGAAGGAGCGCGUGUGCACGGCCAAGGAGCGCAUCAGCCGCAUGCCUCCCUGUGCCGCGGGGAAGCGGAGCUCCAUCUACCGCGGGGUCACCCGGCAUAGGUGGACAGGUCGAUAUGAGGCUCACCUUUGGGACAAAAGCACUUGGAAUCAGAAUCAGAACAAAAAGGGGAAACAAGUAUAUUUAGGCGCAUAUGAUGACGAAGAGGCUGCAGCAAGGGCCUAUGACCUUGCUGCAUUAAAAUACUGGGGAGCUGGAACACAAAUAAAUUUUCCAGUCUCUGACUAUGCAAGAGACCUUGAAGAGAUGCAAAUGAUCUCCAAGGAGGACUAUCUCGUGUCUCUUAGGAGAAAGAGCAGUGCCUUCUACAGGGGGUUACCAAAAUAUCGUGGGCUUCUUAGGCAACUUCAUAAUUCCAGAUGGGAUACCUCUUUGGGACUUGGCAAUGACUACAUGAGCCUUAGUUGUGGCAAGGAUAUCAUGUUGGAUGGGAAAUUUGCAGGAAGCUUUGGGUUAGAGAGGAAAAUUGAUCUUACAAAUUACAUCCGGUGGUGGCUACCAAAGAAGACAAGGCAGUCAGAUACAUCUAAAACAGAAGAAAUUGCUGAUGAAAUUCGAGCUAUUGAAAGUUCAAUGCAACAGACUGAACCCUAUAAGUUGCCUUCUCUUGGCCUCGGCUCGCCAUCAAAGCCCUCUUCAGUGGGUUUAUCAGCAUGCAGCAUAUUAUCUCAGUCUGAUGCCUUUAAAAGCUUCUUGGAGAAGUCUACAAAAUUAUCUGAAGAAUGUACUCUUAGCAAAGAAAUUGUAGAAGGAAAGACUGUUGCCUCAGUACCUGCUACUGGAUAUGAUACAGGGGCAAUUAAUAUUAACAUGAAUGAGUUGCUAGUGCAAAGAUCUACGUAUUCGAUGGCCCCUGUUAUGCCUACACCAAUGAAGACUACCUGGAGCCCUGCUGAUCCUUCCGUGGAUCCACUUUUUUGGAGCAACUUUGUUUUGCCAUCAAGUCAACCUGUUACAAUGGCGACAAUAACAACAACAACGUUUACAAAGAAUGAGGUAAGUUCAAGUGAUCCAUUCCAGAGCCAAGAGUGACUGCACAAGCUUAUUGAAGCAGGAUAUUUUAGAUUGGUCGAAGGCAACAUCCUGUGCGUCAACUAGAUUCUUUUUGUCCAGCUUUUGAUGUCGCGACUUGUGAGCAAUACUCCUUGUUUAUCCAUACUUCAUAGGACAUGAAUAGAAGGUAAGACAAGUGCAAGCAUAGUUAUGUAAUAUACAGUGGCUAGCUGCCAGAAAAUGAGAUUUAGUUGUAAAGCUGUCUGUACAUAUUGAGACGGUUAUUUCAGUUAAGGCUCAACAGAUUUGAGGAAAAUAUCCAACGAAAUGGUGCAGCUUAAUUGCUAAUUUAGUUAUUUUGUACA
Messenger RNA from Sorghum bicolor (sorghum), 1700 nucleotides. Its product is annotated as AP2-like ethylene-responsive transcription factor At2g41710. The record is from RefSeq and is a predicted model, not a curated record. Gene Ontology annotation, molecular function: DNA-binding transcription factor activity; DNA binding. Lineage: Eukaryota; Viridiplantae; Streptophyta; Magnoliopsida; Poales; Poaceae. Bases 124 to 1374 code for a protein of 416 amino acids. Gene Ontology annotation, biological process: regulation of DNA-templated transcription. The transcript is spliced from 10 exons.